GAGAGAGAGAGAGAGAGAGAGAGCGAAAGGGAGUUCUUCUUUGUUACUGUGCAAUGUUUUCAAGCUUUGUUAAUGGCGUCGUGAUUGUCGGGAUUCAGAGAGGAGCCGAGCCUCUCUGAACUUCCCCGUCUUUUUUCUUUUCUUUUCUUUUCUUUCCCGGCUCUCUGGUUAUAUCGUUUUGGAGGUCUCUGGAAAGAGAAAGAAGCAACGAGAAAAGAAAGUCGUCGGGGAAGUGAAAUUGAAGGGAGAAUUAAAAAAAAAAAAGGGAAAGAGAAGAGGUUUCGGGAAAUGGAUUAUAAGUCGUUUUCGGAGUUGAUUUGGUUUGAUCAGUUUACUUACAGUUUCUGAUUGGUCGCUUUUCUUUCAUUGGGAGUUAUGGCUUUACUCGUAUUUAGAUGCGGCAAAUGGUUUGGUGGACAUGUUAAAUGGCUUAGAGAAGCACUGAUGAGUUUCAGUGAGGAAAAGCCAUUGUUCAGCUAAAUUUUUUCAAGACAUUAUUUGAUAGGCAGCAUUCCACAGACACCAAAAAUCAAGCUUUUGUUUGUGUUGGCUGGGUUGUGUGUGGCUGAUCUCUGUCCGAUUUAGUUGAACUCUUCAUGAGACAGAUCUGCUGUAGCGGAGGAAUAGGCAGAAGCUUCAGCUUUACUAUUGGGGCAUAUCUCCUUUGGCAUCAAGACUUUGUUUCUGAAAGAAACAAUUCUUUCAGAAUUUAGAAACAUAUUUAUUUGAGAACUUUCAGCUCUGUUGGGCAAAUCUCCUUUGGCAAAAAUUGUAAAAAUUUCCUUUGGUCAGGUGGACUUCCUAAGGGGAGAGUGUUUAUUAUCAUCAUUUGCAGCUCUUGCUCUGGGGAUCUCCUUCCAUGCUAGGAACUUCACUCUGACCUUCAAAUAAAACACCUGGCAAGUUUACCUCCUUGUUACUUGUGUGAGAAAUCUCCUCUGGAAGUUUUCUCCAGUGUAACCUCCUGUCCAUUUGGGCAAAUCUCCUUUGGCAUUUGGAGUCCUUUGUUGUCUCCACCGUCCCUUUAGGGCAAAUCUCCUUUGGCAUUUGAGUCAAAAUAUCCUCUUCAGGAUACAUGACUCACUAUUUCAAGUAGUAGAUUCUAACAGAAAACUAUAGUCAUAUCCUUGGCUGUGUCCUCUUUUGGGAUUGACUAUUAACUUACCAUCCCUAUUACAAUAUCUAUUUAGACUUGAGAGCUUAAGAUAAAUCAGGGCUGGCUUAUCUUGGAUUCAGUUUGUUCAAGCAGGAGUGAAGUUACUGGUGCAUACACUAUCUUUUGUGAUAUUUACUGUCUAGCAAAGAUCCUGCUUUUGAAGAUAGCAAAGGUUUGAAAGCAAAUUUCACACCAGAAAACAUUAUUUUUAUUACUGAGGCACUGAAAAAUGGAUGUGCUCCUUACCGAUUCUGACUGGGAAAGAUUUAGUGAAAGUGGCAGUAGUGAGGAACAGGAGGAAAUUGACUUUCUGUAUGGCGGCCAGGCUCAGAGCAUUCUAUCAAGUCUGGAGGAAAGCAUUGGAAAAAUUGAUGACUUUCUCUCAUUUGAGAGGGGGUUCAUGCAUGGGGACAUUGUGCGCUCUGUAACAGACCCAUCUGGGCAGAUGGGUAGAGUAACCAAUAUUAAUAUGUUUGUUGACCUUGAAAAUGCUCUUGGGAAAAUCAUAAAAGAUGUGAAUUCCAAAAAGCUUUUGAAGCUACGAUCCAUUUCAGUUGGGGAUUAUGUGGUUAAUGCAACUUGGAUAGGAAGGGUGGAUAAAGUAGUUGACAGUGUCUCAAUUGUCUUUGAUGAUGGGUCAAAGUGUGAGGUCACUGCAGUGGAUCAUGAGAAGCUUGUGCCUAUUUCUCCCAACAUAAUUGAUGACUCACAAUAUCCAUAUUAUCCAGGACAGAGAGUGCAGGUUGUGCCUUCAGAUUUUUCUAGAUCAACUAGAUGGUUAUGUGGUACCUGGAGGGGAAAUCAUGAGGAAGGAACCAUUUGUGGAGUGGAUGCAGGUUUGGUCUAUGUUGAUUGGAUUUCCUCUGCUCAAGUUGCUCAUGAUUUGAGUGCCUCCCCUCCCUCACGUUUGCAGGAGGCAAAAAACUUGACUUUGUUGUCAUGUUUUUCCCAUGCAAAUUGGCAGCUCGGUGAUUGGUGUCUCGCCAACUGCAAGGGGACGACUGAACAUUUUUUCCAUGCAUCAACUCAUGAUUUAAAUAAAGGUAACUGGAAAUUAGAAAAAGGAUUUAAAAGGGGAAACCUGGGUUCAAGAUUGGAGGAAAUUUUUGUUAUCGUGAAGACUAGGACCAAGGUUGAUGUUGUGUGGCAAGAUGGUACCUGUGGUUUGGGAUUAGAUUCACAGACUGUACUUCCUGUUGGUGUUGCAAAUGGGCAUGAAUUUUGGCCUGAUCAGUUUGUCCUGGAAAAGGAAACCAAUGGCAAUAGUCAAAGAUGGGGUGUGGUGCGUGGUGUGGAUGCAAAGGAACGAACAGUUAAGGUACAGUGGAGAAAUAUGGUUUUGAAUGAAGUAAAUGGUUUGGGUGGGGAGCUGAUGGAGGAAACUUGUAGUGCUUAUGAACUUGUUGAGCACCCAGACUACUGUUACUGUUAUGGUGAUAUCGUGUUUAAGGUGGUUCAGAACCAGUUUGGUGAUCAAGCUGAUAAAGGUCAUGUAAUCUUAGAAACUGGUUUGGGUACAGAAGCUGCUUUGAAAGGCAAGAACUGUAAUUGGGAUCAGAAGAAGUAUCCCAGUACAUAUUGUCUAUCCUGUAUUGGCAUUGUCAUCGGAUUUAAAGAUGGGGAUGUGGAGGUGAAAUGGGCUUCUGGUAUUCCAACAAAGGUUGCACCUUAUGAAAUUUACCAUAUUGAUAAAUAUGAAGUUUCAGCCACAACCCCUGUUCUCUAUGAAGAAAAUGCCGAGGUUUUCAGUCAAGAGAUGCCAGUGCAUGAGACGCAGUCUAAUAGCCACACAGGAAAGGAUUUGUUGAGUUUUGAUGGUACUGAUGAAAUUGGAAAAAAGUUCUCAUGGAUGCCUACUUCCUUCUUCCAUCCGCAAGCUGCUAUUGGAUUUUUCUCAAGCAUUGCUUCUAGCAUCCUAGGUUCCCUUGGUUCCAGAUCACUGUUAAGCCAAAAUUCAUCUGGUUGUAUGCCUCAUGAUGCCAAAGAAAUUGGCAUACUCUUUGAGAAAGAAGUAUUGGAAACUUGCAAUCACUGUGCUGAGCUAGAUCUGAGUGAGUUGCAGACAUUUGAAACAACAAACAUAAAUCAGGAAGUUGAAGAGAUUGAAGAAAACAAAGGUAGUAUGAUGCCAAGACCCAGUGAGACUUCACAUCAAUUUAGGCAGUUUGAUAUGGUUAGUGAUUGCUCAGAUCACCACUUUCUUGGUGAAAGCAAGGUGUUGGCUGUGUCUCAGGUGAAAAGAAAUUGGCUGAAGAAGGUUCAGCAAGAAUGGAGUAUUCUAGAGAAAAACCUUCCUGAAACUAUCUAUGUCCGUGUUUGUGAGGAAAGGAUUAAUCUACUUCGAGCAGCCCUUGUUGGUGCCCCUGGAACACCCUACCAUGAUGGGCUGUUCCUUUUUGACAUAUUUCUUCCACCAGAGUAUCCGUAUGAACCACCUUUGGUGCAUUACCAUUCAGGGGGGCUCCGCCUUAACCCCAAUUUGUAUGAAUCAGGGAAGGUUUGCUUGAGCCUUCUAAAUACAUGGACAGGUUCAGGAACCGAGGUGUGGAAUCCUGGAAGCUCCACUAUUCUGCAAGUUCUUCUGUCCCUCCAGGCUCUCGUGCUGAAUGAGAAACCUUAUUUCAAUGAGGCUGGAUAUGAUAAACAGUUGGGAAGAGCUGAGGGGGAGACAAACUCAGUGAGCUACAAUGAAAAUGCAUUCCUUGUCACCUGCCAGUCUAUGCUUUAUAUACUCCGCAAGCCACCCAAGCAUUUUGAGGCACUUGUCAAGGAGCACUUCAGUAGAUGCGCUGAAAAUAUUCUCUUGGCUUGCAAUGCAUACAUGGAAGGUGUGCCGAUAGGACGUGCUCUUGAAUGUGGCGGAAAUGGGCAUGAUGAAAACCUGAAAGGAAGUUCUACUGGGUUCAAAAUUAUGCUCGCUAAGCUUUAUCCAAAGCUUGUGGAGGCAUUUUCAGAUCAGGGAACUGAUUGCAGCCAAUUCUGUGGGCUGGAGAAGUGAAUGUGCUGCUGAGAUGCAAGUAAGACACAAAUGUACAUUACGAAAAAUUGCUAUCAUGUGAAUAGCUUUGUAUAAUAUUCCUCGCAGGAAUUCAAAAACAAAACCGAAUAAAAGAUUCCAAUAAAGAAAAAAAGCUCUGUAUAAUAUUGGGUUGUGCUUGGUGAAAGAUUGUAAUGUUUACCUCUUGUCUAUUACAGUCGGAAGCCAUGCUGAACAGGCUUGUGCUACGGCUGUACAAAACUGUUUGCAGAUAAUAAGAUUGUGUAAUAUGAAAGUGAUGAUCGGAUUGGUUUGCUUCAUA
Molecule: messenger RNA, 4455 nt
Organism: Theobroma cacao (cacao)
Lineage: Eukaryota; Viridiplantae; Streptophyta; Magnoliopsida; Malvales; Malvaceae
Gene: PHO2
Product: phosphate 2
Molecular function (GO): ubiquitin conjugating enzyme activity
Source: RefSeq, a predicted model, not a curated record